AUGCUGAAAUGCCCCAAGUGCAACAAGGAGGUGUAUUUCCCCAAGCGGGUGACAUCACUAGGCAAGAACUGGCAUCGGCCCUGCCUAAAGUGUGAGAAAUAUGGAAAGACACUGACCUCUGGGGGCCAUGCCAAGCAUGAAGGCAAGCCCUACUGCAACCAUCCCUGCUACUCAGCCAUGUUUGGGCCCAAAGCCUUUGGGCGAGGUGGAGCCGAAAGCCACACUUUCAAGUAGACCCAGGUUGUGGAAACUCCCCCUACCCUCCCAGGCACCUGCCAGGCCUUAACCCUAGACAGCAGGGGCUCUCUGUAGCCCUUCAUGCCUUUAAUAAAACCUGACCUGUUG
Molecule: messenger RNA, 345 nt
Organism: Cricetulus griseus (Chinese hamster)
Lineage: Eukaryota; Metazoa; Chordata; Mammalia; Rodentia; Cricetidae
Source: RefSeq, a predicted model, not a curated record